UGAUAACCUUCCACCCAUUCCAUACUAGCACCCGAGAAGCAUGGGACGUGAAGAUCGAGGAAGCGAGCGUGUUGUUCGACGUGAAAGAACCGACCGUGACCGUGAAGGGAAGGAGUUGCUGGAAGGAAAGCAAAUUGAGUUCACUACGACGGACGGCCUGGAUGUUGUGCCAACAUUUGAAGCAAUGGGAUUGAAGGAAGAUUUGCUUCGUGGAAUCUAUGCCUACGGAUUUGAAAAGCCGUCGGCCAUUCAACAGCGCGCAAUCCGUCCAGCAAUUCAAGGGCGCGACCUCAUCGCGCAGUCGCAGUCUGGUACCGGUAAAACGGCUGUGUUUUCCAUCUCAAUCCUCCAAACGCUCGACUGUGCCAGCAAUGAAACGCAAGCGUUGGCCCUCAGUCCUACUCGCGAAUUGGCUGAACAGACCCAAAAAGUGCUCCUGGCACUAGGAGACUACAUGAACGUGCAGUGCCAUGCUUGCAUUGGCGGGAAGUCAAUUGGUGAAGACAUUCGUAGACUUGAUUUUGGCGUCCAGGUAGUCAGUGGCACGCCCGGUCGUGUGUUUGACAUGAUCCGCCGACGGAAUUUGCGUACUCGAAACAUCAAGAUGCUCGUCAUCGAUGAAGCCGAUGAAAUGUUGAGCAAGGGGUUCAAGGAACAAAUCUACGAUAUUUACAGAUACUUGCCGCCGUCCACGCAAGUCUUGCUCAUUAGUGCAACCCUUCCCGCAGAAGUACUCGAAAUGACCAAGAAGUUCAUGAAUGAACCCGUCAAGGUGUUGGUGAAGCGCGAUGAGUUAACAUUGGAAGGGAUCAAGCAGUUCUUUGUCGCUGUCGAGAAAGAAGAGUGGAAGUUUGACACGUUGUGCGAUUUGUACGACACCCUUACCAUCACGCAAGCCGUGAUCUUUUGCAACACUCGGCGAAAAGUCGACUGGCUUACGAACAAGAUGCGCGAAGCUAACUUCACCGUCGCAUCGAUGCACGGAGACAUGCCGCAGAACGAACGUGACGCGAUCAUGCAGGAGUUCCGCUCAGGCGGGUCCCGCGUGCUGAUCACGACGGACAUUUGGGGUCGUGGGUUGGAUGUGCAACAAGUAUCGUUGGUAAUUUGCUACGACUUGCCUAGCAACCGCGAAUUGUACAUCCACAGAAUCGGUCGAUCGGGGCGCUUUGGGCGCAAGGGUGUGGCCAUCAACUUUGUCAAAGACGACGACAUUCGCAUUCUCCGCGACAUUGAGCAGUUUUACAGCACCCAAAUCGACGAAAUGCCCAUGAACGUGGCCGAUCUCAUCUAAGCCCAACCGAAUGUGCCCUCUUACUUUUCAUGCAUUGGAAGGGCGACGAUGUUGCUACUUGAUUCAAUAAACAUUAUUGAUUUUUUUGUUUUUCA
This is a messenger RNA of Aphanomyces invadans, 1389 nucleotides long. RefSeq names its product eukaryotic initiation factor 4A-III. Gene Ontology annotation, molecular function: ATP binding; RNA helicase activity; mRNA binding. Gene Ontology annotation, cellular component: catalytic step 2 spliceosome; nucleolus. Bases 41 to 1294 code for a protein of 417 amino acids. NCBI's taxonomy places the organism in Eukaryota, Oomycota, Saprolegniomycetes, Saprolegniales, Verrucalvaceae. The transcript has 4 exons. The record is from RefSeq and is a predicted model, not a curated record.